AAAAUGACUGAGUUUAAAGAAGUAUAUUCUUUAAGUAUUUAGGAUAAAUUCUUUAAUAAAUCUGGAGAAUCUGAAGAUUCAGGAGAUAAAUUAAGAAAGAAAAUCUAAAAGUCUAAAAAUUAAAGUGGAAUAUCUAGUACUUCAAAAAUUAGAGAAAUGUUUAAAAAAUAAUAAUUCAAAGAGAUUGUAAAUUGGGCUGAGAAAGAUUCAAAUAAUACAAUUAUAAAUGAAUAUGAUGAAAUUAAGGUGAAUUCACAAACUUUGAAAUUAGGACAAAAUGCAUUAAUAAAAAAUGCAAACAAUCCAUCUGAAGAUUAUGUAGGUAAAAUAUAGAGAAUAAUUACAAUAAAUGAAAAUAAAUCAUCAAAACUAAUUUGUCUUUGUGAAGUUAGAUGGUAUUAACAAUAGUUUAUAUUAGGUUUUAUCGUAAAAGUGAAGUGAUUAAAUUUAGACCUUAGGCUAAAGCUUGGAUCUCAAAUAGUGAAGUGUUUAAUACAACUUGUACAGAUUAUAUUUUGGCUUCAGCAAUUAUAUCUCCUUGCAUAAUUUAUUCUUUAGAAGAAUAUGAAAGUGCAUAGACUAUAGAUAAAUGCACAUUCUUUACAAGAUUAGGUUGGAUACCAAGCAAGAAUCGAUUUGAAGGUUUUAUGAAAUUAUAAAAUCAUUGUACUUGUAAAUAACCACUAAAUCCUGAUUUACCUUCUAUUUAGGUAUGCAUUCACUAAUCUUUAGUGUGAUAAAUGUUAGAAAUGGUACCAUAUGAACUGUGUUGGAGUAACCAGAGCAGAUUAUGAUUAAAAAGAUUAUAUCUGUGGAUGUUGUAGAUGAAAUAUAAUUAAAAGC
Messenger RNA from Paramecium sonneborni, 843 nucleotides. Lineage: Eukaryota; Ciliophora; Oligohymenophorea; Peniculida; Parameciidae. The record is from the annotation of a GenBank genome assembly.